AUGGGAGACCCAGUCGGUAUCGCCUCACUAGGCAUCCAAGUGUGCCAUGGUCUAUUGCAGUACUACAAAACGUGGAAAGACUACAAAGAUGAUAUAGAAGCAACAUAUGAACGCAUUGAGAGCUUUGAGCAGACUCUUUUACUGCUAUGCAACACGAUCAAUCAGCGAGGUCCUUCGCCGGAUCUACUAAAUCAAGUCGCUGAUUGCAUUCAAGCAUGCAGGGACGGCAUUGCGAGACUGAGUGCAAAGUUUGAGAAAAUCAAAGAGCGCACGCCAGAUGAAUCUGCUAUGAACAUUCUUCGACGGCAAAUCCACUUUCAAAGCCAACGUCUAAUAUACCCAUUCCGGGCAAGCACAUUAGCCAAACUGAGAGAAAUCACCACAGAGCUGCAGAGCAAUCUUCUCGCUGCGGCCACUGUGCUCAACAUAGAUCUUACGGCAUCUGCUUUGGAGCGACUUGAAAUUCUAGAUAACCGUACGUCCUCACUUGUUUCGGAGUCUGCUAGUAUUAGAGGCUCUGUUAGCAAUGUGGAGCGUCAAGCGGGAGAGAUUCUCCAGGUUCAAACAGAUUCGAAAUAUCAGAAAGCUUGCGAAUGGCUGUCUGCUCCAAACCCCAUCAUCGAGUACAGCAAAGCCCUAAAAGACCACCAUCCUGGCACAAUCUCGUGGUUUGUCAACAGCGAAGAGACGUUUGAGAGCUGGAAGACCUUGUCGAGAUCCACUUACUGGAUACACGGAAAACCUGGAUGUGGGAAAACAGUGCUAAGUGCGGUCAUUAUCAGCCAUUUAAAGGAGAAUGUUUUGCCAAUAAACAAUGGCUCAUUAGCUUACUUUUUUUUCAACACCAACGACAGGCCAAAAACGAAAGUUGAAGGCCUCGUCAGGUCGCUAGCUUUUCAAUUGGCGCUGCAAACAACCAAUGGCCAGAAAGAGAUUCUAGAUCUUUACUCUAACCAUCGUGACGGUCAAAAAGAUUUAGAUCAAGCCACGCUUCAAGCAUUCUUAAAAAAUCAGCUUGCACAAGGUCCUGUCUAUUUGUUGUUUGACGCCUUAGAUGAAUGUGAAGAUGCAAGCGAACUCCUCAAUCUGAUCCAGACUAUCCUCAGCUGGCAAGUAGACCAUCUACGGAUGAUCUUUACAAGCCGGAACGAUGACUAUCUCCGAGUUUUUCUAGAUUCAUUGGUAAUGUUCGAGAUAGACAUGGGGAACGCACAUUUAAAGGCGGAUCUUGAGGUAUACAUUCGCGAAAGAGUCAAUAACGAUGAGCAACUGGGUGCUUGGUCUCCGGAUAUUCAAGAAGAAAUUAUUUCCUCUAUUGGAGAUGGAGCAGAUGGCAUGUUCCGUUGGGUUGCUCUCCAGUUAGAUGAAGUGACGAAAUGCUACACAUUGGAUGGAUUAAGAAAAACGCUUAAAUCGCUGCCACAAGAUUUGGAAAGUACUUACAUUCGUAUACUAUCAGAAAUCCCAGAGGCUAGUCAGCACGUAGUCCAACGUCUUCUGUUAUGGAUCGUCUCGGCGGAAGUCCCAUUGGAUCUUGUAGCCGCAGCAGAGACUGUCAAGCUAAAUAUUGAAGACAGUGACUUUUACUCCGAGGACAGAAGAUUAAGGAGCUCGAGAACCCUACUCAGACUGUGCCCUAGCCUUAUUACCCUGACACAAAAAGAUGAUCUAUCCGGAGUUGAAUGCCUCACUCUGGCUCACGCUUCUGUGAGGGAGUUCCUUCUUUCGGAACGCUUGAGGAAUACGCCGCUUAACUCCUACCACUUUUCCAUGGAACAGGCUUCCAUUUACGUCGCAGAGUCCUGCGUGGCGUACCUGGUGCAUGUUGCCAACACACAGCUUGAUCUGACCGAGAAUUGGUAUUGGACUACUUUCAAGAAAUUUCCGCUGUUAGAAUACGCCCGUAUUUUCUGGGAUACGCAUACCAGAAAAGUGCAAUCCGCAGACACAAAAAGAUUGAACACCCUUGUAAUCGAUUAUUUUUCAAGCAGUCUUGUUACGAAGAUUUCUGAGAGCUUUACAGCGCACAACAUGCACCCUCAUGACCUCUCACCAUUGAUUCGAAUGGCCGAGUACGGUUUGGUGAACGGCCUCCAAGGCUUCAUAGACCAAGGAGCCAACAUAAACUCCACCACCAAUGCAGGGUGGACUGCACUUUCGGUAGCCGUAUCAUCAGAAAGGCCCAUCAUUGUCCAAACGCUGCUCGAAAAUGGAGCAUCACCAAACUGUUCUGCUGGAGAUUGCAUGACCGCUUGUGGUUUGGCCGUUAGAAUGACUGUUGGGUUGUUAAUUAGCUCCAAUACUUCUAAUUGCCAUGAAAUUACAACAAAUCUUCUAAGGCAUGGGGCGGCGCUGGCACCAGGUGAGCCCAUGAGCGUGUGGCAAGAAGCGCUAGAGUACGAAGAAGCGAGUACUAUCCAAGAGCUGCUUGCUCUUAACGUUGACGCUUUGUUUCAAGCUGAUAAUAACGUCCCGUUACUCCAUUGUGCGGUAUCAAUGCACCUUCAUCGUUACCACGGCAUGGUAAGACAGGGAAGACCGGCGACUCUUGUGGCCGCUUUGGUUCGUGAUGACCUGGAAAAGGUUCGCCUUAUUUUGGAUAAUAAAACUGUUGUGGACGCUAUGGGUGAAGAUAAUAGAACUCCAUUAGUGGCAGCACUGCAUAAAGCAGCGCAGUUCGAUGGUCCUCAUCAAGGCCUUGUGAUUGAGGUUUGUGAGCUCUUGCUUGAUUCUGGGGCUGAUGUUCAUGCUCAAGAUGCUCAAGGCUGGACACCAUUACAUUGGGCUGCGGCUUACCUAAAUGAAAAUGUUGUAAGCAUGUUCCUGCGUUGUGGAGGAGGAGGGCGUUGGCUCAGUACAAGUUGCCAAACUGCACUUCACGUAGCUAUUAUCUAUGGAAACGACGAGUCGGUCAUCCGGACAUUAUUAGAAUACGACCUGCCAUUGGACAUCAUCGACGACAACGGGAAUACUGCUCUCGGGUAUGCUAUAUUGGCGUUUGAUGAACGGCCGAGCAUCGUGGAGAUGCUAGUUCAAUAUGGAGCGAACAUGGAUGAUGAGAAUUAG
Glarea lozoyensis ATCC 20868 is the source of this 3066-nucleotide messenger RNA. Its product is annotated as Ankyrin repeat-containing protein. The record is from RefSeq and is a predicted model, not a curated record. Gene Ontology annotation, molecular function: protein binding. The transcript has 3 exons. NCBI's taxonomy places the organism in Eukaryota, Fungi, Ascomycota, Leotiomycetes, Helotiales, Helotiaceae. Bases 1 to 3066 code for a protein of 1021 amino acids.